CUGAAAGAGCACCUGCAGAGCUUUGUUGACGAGACCAACACGCAGCACGGCCCAGAUUUCAUCAAGGUGGUCCACCACGACAAGCAGGAGGGACUCAUCCGGUCCAGAGUCCGAGGCUGGAGAGCCGCCUCCGCCCCCGUGGUCGCUUUGUUCGACGCACACGUGGAGUUCAACAUCGGAUGGGCUGAACCCAUCCUGCAGCGGAUCAAGGAGGACCGGACCCGGGUGGUUUCUCCCUCAUUCGACAACAUCAAGUACGACACCUUCGAGAUCGAGGAAUACCCGCUGUCCGCUCAGGGCUUCGACUGGGAGCUGUGGUGUCGAUACCUCAACCCGCCAAAGUCCUGGUGGACGCAACGCAACCACACGGCCCCGAUCAGGAGCCCCGCUCUGAUUGGCUGCUUCGUGGUGGACAGGAAGUACUUUGAGGAGAUCGGCCUGCUCGAUGAAGGCAUGGAAAUUUACGGCGGAGAAAACGUGGAGCUCGGCAUCAGGGUGUGGCAGUGUGGCGGCAGCGUGGAGGUCCUGCCCUGCUCGAGGAUCGCGCACAUUGAGCGCGCCCACAAGCCCUACACAGAGAACCUGACGGUGCACGUGCGUCGUAACGCUCUGAGGGUGGCGGAGGUGUGGAUGGACCAACACAAGAGUCACGUCUACAUGGCCUGGAACGUUCCACUGCAGAACUCGGGAAUAGACAUCGGGGACAUCUCUGAGAGAAAGGCCCUGAGAUCCAGACUCCGCUGUCGACCGUUCAGCUGGUUCCUCUCCAACAUCUACCCCGAGCUCCGGUCCUACAGCAACACAGUCGCCUACGGAGUGUUGAAGAACAGUCUGAGAGACGACCUGUGUUUGGACCAGGGACCUGACUCCGACAACGUCCCCAUCAUGUAUCUCUGUCAUGGGAUGACUCCGCAGAACGUGUACUACACCAGCUCCCAGCAGCUCCACCUGGGAGUCCUGAGUCCGACCAUCGACGACGACGACAACAAGUGCGUGGUGGACGUGAACAGCCGACCCCGCCUCCUGGAGUGCAGCUACGCAGCGACCAAGCACAUGAAGCUCACCUGGACGUUCACCCAG
Messenger RNA from Paralichthys olivaceus (Japanese flounder), 1080 nucleotides. NCBI's taxonomy places the organism in Eukaryota, Metazoa, Chordata, Actinopteri, Pleuronectiformes, Paralichthyidae. The record is from RefSeq and is a predicted model, not a curated record.